Fundulus heteroclitus (mummichog) is the source of this 783-nucleotide messenger RNA. RefSeq names its product cytochrome c oxidase assembly factor 8. Gene Ontology annotation, cellular component: mitochondrion. Gene Ontology annotation, biological process: intrinsic apoptotic signaling pathway. Lineage: Eukaryota; Metazoa; Chordata; Actinopteri; Cyprinodontiformes; Fundulidae. Bases 155 to 757 code for a protein of 200 amino acids. The record is from RefSeq and is a predicted model, not a curated record. The transcript has 5 exons.
GGAGGGUUAAGCGACGCAGCAGAGUUCGUCACAGCCGGGUAGAAACAGAAGGGCAUGAGCUCCUUUAGUCCGAGCUCCGUCGUUGGUUCUGUAAAGGCCUCGGCGUUUGUCCUCUUCUUCAUUACAAACCGAGCGGCGUCGACUUAGUUAAACAAUGGCGACCAAAGCAGCAGCGGCAUGGAGGAGCGUCAGUGGCGCCGCGCUGCGUCCUCACCGCAUAUCAGCAGCGAGCAGACGGCUCUGCAGUUCCGAGCCGGCGACCCGGCAGAACCCCCCCACGAAGGCAUCUACAUUAAGGCCAGAGCCCAGCCCUACGCAUGACUGGAUCGGUCCACCAAACCCUCUGUCAAACUUGCGGCCCAUUGUUUACCGCAUCAACGAGAAGGAGUCUGAUCUGGAAAAGCAGCUGAGAAAGUUGAGGCAGGAGACGGAGGACUGGAAUCACAGUUUCUGGGCAAAGCAGAACGUCAGCUUCAGCAAGGAAAAGGAAGCUUUCAUCAUCUCACAGCUGAAGGCAAAAGGCUUGACUCUCCGAGGGGAAGAUGGGAGACGUCGUACCCUCAGCAGUGAAGAGAUGGCUAUAUUUUACAAAAGCUUCUUGGACAGAAACCAAAUGCGACAUGCUGAUUACAACAAAGAAUGGUACAGACGGAACUUCACCAUCACUAUGCUCAUGGCCAAAGUCGCCCUUGACAGCUUGUGGAAGACCGUUACUGAGAAACAGCGGCAGAAGAAAAACAGCACUCCGACAAAUUAACAAUAAAUUCAAUAUUUAUACAUCUA